AUGGAAGUGAACUUGCUGCUGUACUUGAUCUUCACAUGCUUUGUGGGGGGUUAUGCUUUUGUCUUUGGGUUUCUUAGGAAGAUCAAUGAGUGGUUGUAUGUGAGAAAAUUAGGAGAGAAGCAAUAUUAUCUUCCUCCAGGUGACAUGGGAUGGCCUUUUCUUGGGAAAAUGCUGUCAUUCUUGAAAGCUUUCAAGUUCAGAGAUCCCGAUUCGUUCAUCUCAAGCUUCGUCACCAGAUAUGGUGGGAUGGGGAUGUACAGGACCGUAAUGUUUGGAAAGCCAUGCAUCAUCGUUUCCACACCCGAGACUUGCAGACGAGUACUGGCAGAUGAAGUGAAUUUCAAGUUCAGUUACCCUAAAACAACCCAAGAACUGAUAGGGAAGAAAUCAUUCCACAACAUGUCGAAUGCUGAACAUAAACAUUUCCGCCGCUUGACAGCAGCUAAAAUCAAUGGCAGCGAGUCCCUGUCCAUGUACAUCAAGCACAUCGAAGAGAUUAUGAUUGGUUCGCUGGAGGAAUGGACAAAAAUGGACUGUCCGAUCGAGUUCUAUGAGGAAAUGAAGAAGGCCACCUUCAAGGUCAUUCUUCCCAUCUUCCUCGGUUCGGUGACUGAUGAUUCCUUCAUUUCAAGGACCAUAAGUCUGUUUGGUGAAAUCAACAAGGGGUUCAAUACCUUGGCCAUAAAUCUACCCGGUUUCCAAUUCCAUCGUGCAAUCAAGGCUAAGAAAGAACUGGAAAAGAUCAUUAAGGAAGUCGUGGAUACGAGGAAGUCAAUGAAGAAGAACAAUGCAUACAUAGCGAGCAAAAGUAUGCUAGAUUUACUUAUGGAGGCAGAAGAUGAGAACGGUCAAGCAUUAAGCGAGGACAUGAUCAUCGACAUUCUACACAUGUACCUUGUAGCUGGUUUCGACAAUGUCGCAUUGGCUACGUUGUGGAUGGUCCUAUACUUUUCCGAGAGUCCAGAUACCUUGCAGAAAGCGAAGGAGGAGCAAAUUCAGAUACUGAAAAGUAGAGAACCAACGCAAAAAGGUCUAACUUACCAGGAGAUUAAACAGAUGGAGUAUCUGGCUAAGGUGACCGAUGAGAUGCUCCGCAGAGUUAAUUUCGGAUUCUCAUUGUUUCGCGAGGCGAAAGAAGACACCACAAUCAGUGGAUAUCUCAUACCAAAAGGGUGGAAUGUCCUAGUUUUCCUCAGAGGUGUUCAUAUGGAUCCAGCAAAUUACUCAGAACCAGAAGAGUUCAAUCCUUCAAGAUGGGAUAAUUAUAAGAAGAAAGGAGGUGCUUUCAUUCCAUUUGGAGCAGGAAGCAGGUUUUGCCCAGGAAGCGACUUGGUCAAGCUUGAGAUGUCUAUCUUUCUGCACUAUUUUCUCCUUAACUACGAGGUAGAGCGAACUAAUCCUAAGUGCCCUAUCAAUUACUUUCCUUCGCCAAAACCUUCAGAUAAUUUCAUGGCAAAGUUCAAAAGACUCUGUUCAGAUUCUAUGGAUGUAUGAAUAUCGGGCUUUUGGGUUUUUCCUUAAGUGUGGCUUUACUGGCAGCUAAUCGUCAUCUUCCUUUAUGAUCCAUAUGGACAGUGCAUAUGCUGCUUCAUCACAGGUGCAGCUAAGAGUUUAUAUUUCAAUAAAUCAUAAUCGUAGGGGUGUGGAUUGCAUCAGAUGCAUCGGGAUGAAUGUUGCAAUGAUUGAAUAGUUAGAAUUGCUCAGGCAUGUUUUAUCUUUUGGUCAUUCAUAUCAACACUGCAAGUUCAUGCAAUCAGCUGUAUUUUGGAAUCCGUCAGCCUUUUCUCUUGGUGUGUAUUCAUAAUACUUUGAAUCAAGGUAGCACUUGUUCAAUCGGUACAAAUGUGACUCUUUUGCCAACUUAUCCCUCUU
Rhodamnia argentea is the source of this 1872-nucleotide messenger RNA. Its product is annotated as ent-kaurenoic acid oxidase 2-like. The record is from RefSeq and is a predicted model, not a curated record. Gene Ontology annotation, cellular component: endoplasmic reticulum. Gene Ontology annotation, biological process: sterol metabolic process; brassinosteroid biosynthetic process; brassinosteroid homeostasis. Gene Ontology annotation, molecular function: iron ion binding; heme binding; ent-kaurenoic acid monooxygenase activity. The coding region runs from base 1 to 1494 and encodes 497 amino acids. The transcript has 8 exons. NCBI's taxonomy places the organism in Eukaryota, Viridiplantae, Streptophyta, Magnoliopsida, Myrtales, Myrtaceae.